UUAUCAGAGUCGGUCAGUCACUCAUUGCCAUUAUUUAUUAUUUAUAUUUGUGUUCACUGUUAAGUUGUUUACAUCCAUAAAAACGUUGGGUUACAAAUAAUUAUUCUGUGGUGUUAAUAUCUAGUCUUAGUUUCUCUUUAAUUUUCUUAACAAUUUUUUGAUGUUAAAUAUCUUCAACCUUUUUCGGAAAUUGAUUUUUACUGACAAUAUACCUGCGCAGUCAAUCAAAAUGGUAAAAUACUUAAAACAAGACGAAGCCAUAAACAUAGAUCAAGAGCUGUUUGAUGUUUAUAAAUUCAGUGUUGAUCAGUUAAUGGAACUGGCAGGUUUGAGUUGUGCGACAGCUAUACACAAGUGCUUCCCACCCAAUGAUUAUAAGAAAGUGCUUGUGAUUUGUGGACCCGGUAAUAAUGGUGGUGAUGGUUUGGUAUGUGCUAGACAUAUGCAACUGUUUGGUUAUUCAUCCGAAGUGUAUUAUCCGGUGCAAACUAACAAACCUUUAUACUGUAAUCUAGUACAUCAAUGUAUCAAUUCUAAUGUGACUGUGUUCAAUUCAUUGCCUGAAAGUAUAAUUGGAUAUGAUAUAUUAGUGGAUGCAUUAUUUGGUUUUAGUUUCAAGCCACCUGUACGACCAACAUUUUUGAAUAUUAUGGAUAUUUUAAAAACCACCAAUAAACCUAUAUGUAGUAUAGACAUUCCCAGUGGAUGGAGUAUUGAAGGUGUGCCUGAAAGUGAUGGGAUAAAACCAGAAUUAUUAAUUUCUUUGACAGCACCAAAAGAAUGUGCCAGAAGCUUCAAAGGAAAAUAUCAUUAUUUAGGUGGAAGAUUUGUUCCCAAAGCAUUGGAAAAUAAAUACCAAUUAGAAUUACCUCCAUACCCCAAUGCAGAAUGCUGUGUACAAUUAUAAAACUAUUUUACUUUGGUGUAACCAAUAGAAAGAUUUUUAAAUUUUCAUAAAUUUAUUUUUUGUAAA
This is a messenger RNA of Sipha flava (yellow sugarcane aphid), 973 nucleotides long. RefSeq names its product NAD(P)H-hydrate epimerase (gene Naxe). The transcript has a single exon. NCBI's taxonomy places the organism in Eukaryota, Metazoa, Arthropoda, Insecta, Hemiptera, Aphididae. Gene Ontology annotation, cellular component: mitochondrion. The record is from RefSeq and is a predicted model, not a curated record. The coding region runs from base 161 to 907 and encodes 248 amino acids. Gene Ontology annotation, molecular function: NAD(P)HX epimerase activity.